This is a messenger RNA of Blepharisma stoltei, 777 nucleotides long. The record is from the annotation of a GenBank genome assembly. Lineage: Eukaryota; Ciliophora; Heterotrichea; Heterotrichida; Blepharismidae.
AUGUCAAAAAAGCCAUUUUUAAUAAAAGUUUUGAUGGAGCUGAAGCGCAAAUUUACAACGAACUCUGCCAAAAUUGAAAUCGUCGACUAUUACUUUAGCCACAAGGACCAGGGGGUUACUAUGAGAGAAGUUGCAGAGAAAUUCCAUCUGAACUCUCAUGCCUCUCUAGUUGAUUGAAUCAAAAACAUUGACAAGCUUCGGGAAUCAGAGCCAGCCGCUAAAAGGGUAAAGGUAGAGCCUUUUACGCAAUUUCCAAUUCUAGAGAAAGAGCUGAUUCAUUGGUUGAUUGCUGUGAGACAGCAGGGUCAUACUGUCUUAAGAGUGACUAUCGAAAAGAAAGCCAGAGAAUUGGCGAGAGAAUUGAGCUUGCCGCGAUUCCAAUGCGGUCAAGGAUGAUGGGAAGGAUUCAAGACAAGAAAUAAUCUGGCCUACCGUAAGGUCAACGCAUCCAGUCUUAAGCCUCUAGAACGAGAAGCAGAACUUGUUAGAGACUAUCUGGACGAGCUGAUGAAUCUUCUCGACAUUUAUCCUUCCUCUAUAUUUACAAUUUCGAUGAAACCAGAUUCGACUGGGAUGUCUGUAGCCUAUGAUUUCAAAGGUGCUCAAAAAGUUGUGGGUAUCCAAUCAGCUAAAGCCAAACACUCAAUCACUGUGAUGCUUUUGAUCAGAGCAGAUGGUAAAAAGUUUCCUGCGUUGUUGAUCUUUCAAGAGAAAACUGGCAAGAUUCCAUUUCGUGUAUAUGAGCACUUAACUAUCCCUAACAACAUCGUUGUCUAG